Molecule: messenger RNA, 2650 nt
Organism: Pocillopora verrucosa
Lineage: Eukaryota; Metazoa; Cnidaria; Anthozoa; Scleractinia; Pocilloporidae
Product: cytochrome P450 1A1-like
Biological process (GO): hormone biosynthetic process; progesterone metabolic process
Molecular function (GO): steroid 17-alpha-monooxygenase activity; heme binding; iron ion binding
Source: RefSeq, a predicted model, not a curated record
CAACAGAAGCAACAGCUUACCGAUCAGAAGAAUACCUCUUUACCUCAGUUUCCGAUGACCACGAUGAGUGUUUCAUUUGUAGACAGCCUAUCAGCUGCACCGAUUUUGCUCUUUUGCUUUCUGGCUUGUUUCCUCCUGAAAAGAAAGUCAUUUCGGGAAAAUUCUUUUUCCAAGUUGCCUCCAGGACCUUGGGGCUUACCAGUGAUAGGUGCGUGCUUUCGUGUGGGACGCAAUCCUCAUGUUGACUUCACAAGAAUGGCAGAUAAAUACGGAGACGUUUUCAGCCUAAUGCUCGGAAAUCGUUUAGUUGUGGUGCUCAACGGAUUAAACGUCAUUCAAGAGACAAUUAUCAAGCACCCGACAGUUUUUGCUGGCAGACCGCAACUGCACACCUUCAACCUUGCCAAUCCUCAUGGUAACAGUCUCACUGUGGGCGACUACACACCUAAUUGGCGGCUCAGUCGGAAGAUGAUGGUUGCAGCAGUUCACAACUUUGCAAAGAAUACAAGUACCUUGGAAAAAAAGCUUUUAAAGGAAUCUGAACGCCUGGUCUGCUGCUUAAAGCAACAGAAAGACAAAGCCUUUGAUGUCCGUAUCACUCUCAAGUUUGCCAUAGCUAACAUCAUUUUCAAUGCGCUGUUUGGAAUCAACCGUUCAUACGACGACCCAGACCUUCGACGUUUACUCGAGCUUGCCGACAACUACCGAGAGGCUGUGCAUGGCAGCAGCCACAUUGAUUUCAUGCCGUUUUUGAAGCAUCUUCCUAAUAGAGCACUCAAAAAGCUCGUGCUUGCAAUAAAAGAAGUCUCAUCUGCCACUAAGAAGAUGUUUUUAAAAAACAAAGAAACCUACACUAACGGCCGAGUUCGCAAUAUUGCUGAUGGUUUUAUAGAUGUCCUUGAGAAAGAAACGAUGAAAGAGAAAGAGAAUGGUCAGAACAAUGAAGACACUCAAGUUGAAAUGGCUCCCCUGCUGAAUGAUGAACAGAUUGUUCACGUUUUGUCAGAGCUCUUCGGUGCAAGCUUGGACACCUCAUCCAUCACCAUUUACUGGGGCUUAGCAUACUUAAUCAAGCAUCCCGAGAUCCAAUCUCAGUUGCAAGAUGAGUUAGACAAUGCAAUUGGACGAGAUCGCCUUCCAACCCUUACAGACAUCCCGUCCCUUCCUCUGCUCCAAGCCACAGUCUACGAGCUUCUGAGGGUGACAAGUGUUGCGCCUCUGGCGAUUCCCCAUUCAACCACCACUGAAACAACCAUUCGCGACUUCACAAUCCCAAAAGACACAAUGGUUUUCGUUAACCUGUGGUCUCUACAUCGCGAUCCAGCAAUCUGGGAAGACCCGGAAGUUUUCAACCCACGACGUUUCCUCAAUGAUGCUGGAGAGCUGAUCGAUCCGAAGACAUUUGGAGGCUUCUUGCCCUUUUCAGGGGGUCGUCGAAGGUGUCCUGGAGAAAGCCUUGCUCUGAAAACCUUGCCUGUAUUACUUGCAUCAUUAAUACACAGCUUCCGUUUCUCGCAAGACGGUUUGCCUGCUGAAUAUCAAGGUAUUAAUGUUGAAGGGCAUUUCGGCCUCACCCUGAUGCCAGAGAAAUUUUAUACAUUAAUCGAGGAGCGCAACUGAAGAGCCUCAGUGAACUGAGACACAAUGACAAUACUUUCUAAGUUUUAAUCCUUAGAAGUCUUUGAAAGAAUCUUGAGUAACUUAUUUACAUUCAAGUAUAGACAUACCAAACUUUUUUAUUGUUUUUAUCCUACAUGGAUUUAUAUGGUUUUGAUGAAAUGAUUAUGGAAAAUUACCGUAAUACUGCUAUGAAGUUGUUUUAUAUUCUCGCUGAGAUGAAUACUCGGAUUAACGUGUCAAUAUGUGGUUAUUGUGCCUUGCCUGUUAAGGUUAUAUUACUAUUAUUAUACCAAACAAUUCUCAGUCCUUUAUUUUGAGCUAAUUUUUUUUAUGGGAAUUCGAUGUAACAGUCGAAUUUUGUUAUUUGAUGGGUAGCCCUGUUUCUUAUAGAUCAAUUUGUCAGCCAAAGAAAAUAUGUAGCACAUCUUGCCAGAGUGGGAAAAGAGAAGGAUAAAACCCUCUCGAGGAUUCGAACCUUGCAUGUUCUGAUGUUUUGGUCUGAUGCCAUAUUUUAAUAUGGCUUUUCAUAUCUAAAAAUAAGGUUUGUAUAUUAAAAUAUACAAACCUUUGUUUUAGAUGUGAAAAGCGUCCGGUACAUUGUUCAUAGGAUCAGUAAACCCAAAAGCGUCAGGUGUAGAAGAAGAUUCAUCUAUUGCCAGUUUGGCUCGGCUCACGACAUUCUUCUCAUUCGUUGGUUGAGGGUUUUUCAAUCAUAUAGCCAUGCUUAAAAAAAGCCUGCAUUUGGCAUGCUUCUCUUUUUCUAUUCAUUAAAUCGAGGAGCUGUUUAUUUCUUUUGCUACAGCAAAAGGCGCGGCAUAAAAAUAUUGCUGCUGAGAAAGUGAUAGAGAAAGACUUCCCUGGCGUUUUAAAUUUCCAUGGUCACCACGUCCUGCGAUUCUGCAGUGAGCCAGUAACAUAUAAUAUGACAGAUUAUGAAUAGAAAGGGACUGUAUAUGACAGAUUAUGAAUAGAAAGAGAUUGUAAUCUUUGGGCUUACAGGAGAUAGAUAUUAAAGUAAACUUAUUUUCGA